Molecule: messenger RNA, 1083 nt
Organism: Panicum virgatum (switchgrass)
Lineage: Eukaryota; Viridiplantae; Streptophyta; Magnoliopsida; Poales; Poaceae
Exons: 4
Coding region: 1-1083 (360 amino acids)
Source: RefSeq, a predicted model, not a curated record
AUGGCCCUGCCCCCUGCCCCAGCGAACCCAAUCCCCGCCGCCGCCGACACCGAUCAGAUCAGCCUCCUCCCCGACUGCAUCCUCACUACCAUCCUCUCGCUCCUCCCCCUCCCUAUCCUCGCCACCCACCGUGGCAACGCCGCGCGGUUCGACGUCCUCCUCGCCCGCCCCUCGGCCGCCGACCUCGACUCCUGGCUCCGCUCCCUCGCCGCCAAGCACCUCCAGGAACUCGUCCUCCGGCCACCCGACGUGCCUCUGCGGCUACCACCGUCACUCCUCUCCUGCCGUUCCCUCCGCUCCGCUGAGCUCACCAACUGCCGCCUCCCCGAGGAUGCCUCCGCCGCCACCGCUGGCGAAGUCUACUUCCCCCACCUCGCCGAGCUCACCCUCCGCCUCUCGCGGGCCCCCUCCGCCGCCACCCUCCGCGGCCUCCUGGCCGGCUGCCCCGAGCUCGCGAGCCUGUCGCUCGACCGGGUCUUCGGCUGCCGGACCCUCUGCGUGCGGUCCCGGGGCCUGCGCAGCCUCACGGUGUCGGUCUCCCUGACGCGGCAGCGCGUCCUGGAGGGCGCUGAGGAGCUGGAGCACCUCGUUGUCGAGGACGCGCCCGCCCUGGAGAGGCUCCUCGCGCACGACAUCAACUGGGGCCCAUCGAUAAAUAUAGUGCAUGCGCCGAGGCUGCAGAUGCUCGGCUAUUUGGGGGUCGGGAUCCCGGAGCUGCAGCUUGGCUCCGCAUUGUUUCGCUCGAUGCACGCUGUUAGACUGGCGGCGGAGUUCCGGUGCGUGAGGACGCUUGCUCUGGAGAUGGCGGAUCCGCAGGUGAAGCAUGUGGCGGACUUCCUCCAGUGCUUCCCCUGCUUGGAGACACUCUAUGUCACGUCUCACAUGGUUGUUCCCCAGAGCAUGGAAAUACUGAAUUAUGAGAUGGAUGAUCCCAUAGAGUGCCUCAACUAUUGUCUCAAGACAGUGGUGCUGAAAGGUUACAGAGGGCGAAAGCAUGAGAUCCUGCUGACUAGUUGGGAUAUUGAUAUUGCCAUGAUAAUGCAGAAGGGCACCACACUUCUGUUCAACUUGUUCUUUGAGUGA